Nerophis lumbriciformis (worm pipefish) is the source of this 2681-nucleotide messenger RNA. RefSeq lists its product as uncharacterized. NCBI's taxonomy places the organism in Eukaryota, Metazoa, Chordata, Actinopteri, Syngnathiformes, Syngnathidae. The record is from RefSeq and is a predicted model, not a curated record.
UGAAAAUGCCAGAUGGUCUUUGUGAAGCAAACAUAUACAUUUUAGAGUCAUGAUAGAUUAAACAUCAGUUAUUAACUUAUGGAGCAAAUCGAAUCAAUUAAAAAAUCAAAUUACCAAUCCAUUCUGUCUAGAUGCAAUAUGUGUAUUUUCAGAUUUUUGUCUUGAUAACUGAUAUAUUUACAGUGGUUUCAAAUCUGCAUGCACAACAGUGAAUGGCUUAAUCAAUUUGUGAAGCCACUGUUGAAUUGUCACUUGCCAAUUAGCUCAGCAUGAUAGACCACAGUCUUUGGUUCUAUUGUUGUGGAUUUUAGCCUCAACUGGUGCAAAAGGAACAUUAUAAUGUCAACUUUCUUGCCUUCCUGUUCUCCUGUUUGUUGCUCAGAAUUGCCUUAAUUUGCCAAAAAUUGCCCGGACCCGACCCAUCGCUGCGCAGCAGUUAUAAUUGUGUUUAUUUAGUUUAGUUACACUACUCCCUUCUUCAGGAGGAAAUGACACACAGCAAAGAACUAGCAAGGUGGUCCCUGCAGCAAGGAUAUAACCCCUCUUUCUGGGGCAUCUAAGUGAGCUAUACGACUCACUGGACAAAUGCUUUUGAAAGUUUGUUACAAAUCAGGUGAUCUAGGGAUACAGUUUGAAGUUGUGAGUUCAAGGCCUGGUUGAUGCAGAGUGACCAUGUUAAUGCAUACUGAGGUGAUGUGUGGAUUAGUGACAGACAAUUUAAAACAUAUCAAACACUUAUUUUACAGACAAUUUUACUCAUGUAUUUGUCUCCUCCUCAUACUUUUCCAUGAUCGGCCUCAUCCCAUGGCUGCUGUACCCUGCUGACUGGCUUAGUCGAGUUGUGAAGCUGCAUAUAAGUUCAUUGAUAGACAACGGUCUUUAAUGUCAGAGGCCAAGCCUUAACUGAUGCAAAAAUCACACUGUAAUGCUGACUUUGAGGCUACUACAUCAGGGUUUGUUGAUACUGGGAAUUGAACCCUGAUCUCCCAGGGGAAAGGGCAAGGUUUGGUGUGUUGGGCCAGGGAGCUGGCAUGAUGGUGGCUGUCAUGUGUGAGUUAAGAGCUGGUUGCUCCAUGGAUUGCACCACAUGGUCUGGUCUUUCCUGCCUACAAACCAGGUGUGACAUACCAAUAGUGAUUACUGUGAACAGAACAGAACAAAGAAGAACAGGAGAGAGAACAGAAGAAACUUCCGAGAAUCAAGGCUCAGGAGAGUGAAGAAUGUAGAGAGGAUGAAAGGAGCAUUGAAGCUCAUAUCAAUGAAAUGUCUACAGAGAUGCUUAAGGUACACCCAGAUCUGAACUCUUUAAAGGAGAGAAUGAGACGAACCUAUGCAUACCGAAAGACCUUCAUGGCAACUGCCAAGGCAGAGGAAAUCAUCGAAAAGUUUCCCGCACUGAAGCUUCCUAAAAUACUUCUGUGGGAGAUGAAGGAGCAAUUCCUUGUAGAAGCUGAUCGCAGAAUGGUCACAGAGCUGGAUCGAAUGGCAACGAAGACGGUUCAAAGAGCAUCUAUGUGUGACCUAAAGGACUGCUGCCAGAGGGCAAUCAAUGCCUGCCUGGAUGAUUCAGUAAGACGAGGACUCAUUAGGGAUGCAGCAAUUCUACUGCUGCCUUCCAUUUUCAGAGAGGACUCAUCCUUUCUAUACACUCUACUGGAGGAGCCAAGCGUGCCUACUCCAGCAAUCAUGCUCCAUAACACACACGAGGGGAACCCUUUGCAGGCACAAAGGAUAACCCUAUACCUGGAUGGUAUACAGGUUUUGACUGAGGACAGCAGCAUGGACAUAUCAUAUGCUAUGAGUGCAUUAAUGUCACUCUAUUUUGUUUUUGCUGUCCAGUACCCAAAGGAACUGAGAAAAACUCUUAUUUUCAUUGAAAGAUUUGUGUUGGGGAUCAAGGACCACAAUGUUGUACCCAUUUCAGUGAAGAGACUAUACAACUGUGUCGGAAGUGGGGAGUAGUGAGUAGAUGUGUUGCAGCAUGGGAUUUCAUGCUUUAUGUUCUUGUUAAUGGUCAAAUUCCUGCUGCUGCCCUUUGUUUGUACAUAUUGAUUAAAAAAAUAUCCCUUAUUUAAUACAUAUUUUGGACCAAUACAUUUUGUUUGAUUUUGGCAUAGUGAUGUCUCUAGAUUUCCAUUAUUGUUACAAUACGUAACAUUUUGAGUACUUAUUACAUAACACUGAAAAGUAUUUCAACAUUAUUUAAAUCAAUGUGAAAACUUUGUGGGAUUCCCUCACUUUCUCAUGAUUCUGUUCCACUGUCACAAUUAGUACAUACAGUAUGUACACUGAUUCUUUUCAUUGGACCAUGCAUUAUUUUAUUGUUUGUAGAUAGCUUACAAUAAGGCACAGUAAAUGCAGUAAGUGCACCUUGGAUUGAUUGAACUAAAACUAUUUUGUGUCUCUUUCUGCCAUGUCACCAUUGCUGGAGAUUUAUUUACACAAAUUCACCUACUGAGGACAGCAUGAUGUGUCUGGCCUGUCAUGUUGCUGAUUCCACUGGACCUAUGCUGACUUUUGACCUGUUCUCCCCUGGGACCUACACAGCCUCUCCUGUUUUGUUGGACUAUCUUUAAAUAAAUGUUUUUCUCAUUAAAAUGUUUUGAAUGUUUGUUCAAUGUCAACAUGAUAAAUGACCACAAUAUAAUAUGAACUAAACUGAUCUGUAGAAUACAAUAUGG